UACAAUGGGAAAUGAAACGGAUACACCUGCCAUCCAGACAGAACAACAUAAAUCCACCAAUAUUGAAGAUAAUGUCACAUUGUCUACUGUAGACUCUGAGCUGAGUGCAUCGGAACGUACAAGACGUUUAAUUCCAUACAUGGCAUUUUAUGUACCGGUCCAAGAUCUGCCCAUUAACCAGCAGUACGCUGCAAUGCCAACGCAGACAAAAAAUGGUGUGCGACUGAGUGCCACGGGAACAUCUUCUGGGUCACACAUACCUCUACCGCCACAAUAUGUUAACAUGAAAACAUAUUCGGAACCGGGAGGUGCAUCAUAUUUACAAUCUUCAACAGCUGCUACACAUUAUCAGACAAGUGCAGGCGAUGCCUAUCAUGCGCUAGCAUACGGUGGUGGUGGAACGCAAUCCCAAGAACAGUCAUAUCAACUGGUACCAACGCCAAUAAAGCACAUCGAUAAUGGCGCCAACCACAAAUAUCCUGGACAUCACUUACUUUCAGCUGGUUCCCCCGGUCCUUCAGCACCCUCUUCGGGAAUUAACUUGGCUGGCAAUAAGAUAAAUCCCGUUCGACAUAAAACCGUACAGCAUUUUCCACCACUGCCAUCGCAUUCAGCCUCUUCAUCAUCAUCAUCCGCAUAUGAACCAUCCUCUGCGAAACAGCAACGACAGCAACAUGGCGUCGCUUAUCGUCCACGAACGAAACAAUCAAAAAUCAAUUUAACACCAUUUACACCGGCCAAUUCAGUACCGGGAAAUUUUGUGCCAAUUGUUUAUACGCCAGUAAACAGCAAUAAUAACAAUAAUAACAAUAACAACAACAACAUAGUUAUAACAUCACAUGCUGCAUCGUCAGCCGACACUACCAACACCGAUAAUUCUCCAGCAGCGAAAGCAACAAAUGGGGGCGGAAAACAGCAACAAAUUGCAAUUGAAUAUCCCGAUCCAUUGCCAGCAUCAAUUGAUGGUGUGGUUCAACAUCAUCCUCCACCACCGUCGUCUACGCAGCACCAAGAGCCUCAUUCACAUCAGCAUCGGCAUAAUCCUAAACAACCGGGGCAAUAUUUUAGUGUAACGCCAUUGUCGUCUGGCAGAGAAACAGGCAAUUCUCAACAUCAGAAUACACCAGCUAUUGGUUAUGACCAUCAUCAACAACAGCAAAAUGGACACGAGAUUGUAGUUAUUGAUGGAUCCCCUCGACCACCAAAACAUUCACAACAAUUAACAUUAAUUGGCUCCAAGCAACAACAGUACCGAACCAAGCCAGCACAAUUUCGCCCAUCGAAACCUGAACAUUUUUUCCUAACUGAGCAGCAACCCAUUGAACAGCAACGUCCACAAUACAGUGAUAAGUAUCCCCAGCCACAACAACAGAACCAAGGACCUCAACCUCAAAUUCUGACAAAAACCAAGUAUCACGAACGCGUUAAACAACCACCUACACAUAUAUUUGUUCUUAGCUCGACUGUGGCACCAAGCGACGAACCAUUUAAUACUUUGUCCCCUAUUAACUCCUCUCCCAAUCCCCGUUAUCCUGCAGCAUAUCCACAACAACUCAGUGCCAUACAUCAUCAACAUUCUGUAUAUGCACGACCAGAACAUAACCCAUCUCCUCACAACGUACGAAACAAUGCAGCAUCUUCCACCCAGCCACUCGGUGAACAAAUCCUUACAAUUCCUGUUCACAAUCUAUUCAGUGAUUUACGAAAUUAUCAGCACAACAACAAUCGUCACUUUGUGUCACCACAACCAUCAUCAUCCUCGUAUCCACUACAGAGUGGACAUUAUCCUAAACUAAAUGGACCUUCAACUCCACAAUACGCCGACUAUCCGGUAGAUGAACCAAAACAAUCGUUGGAUGAAGACCGUGACAACGAAUCGUACCGACAACAAGUCCAAUUACCCCUUAAACCUACAUUGGGACCCCCCACACAUGCCUUCAUAGUGGUGACAACAGCAGCGCCAUCCACUUACCAUCAACCUGUAACCCAAGAAAAUUACGGCUCAACAAUGAGGCCUCUGUACAUAAACAAACCAAACAUCAAAUUACAGCCAGUAGUCAAGGAGAAGAAUGUCAACUAUCCCAUCAUUAGACAACCGAAUCCAACGGCAAGACCUUCUGUUGUCCUGGCAUCGACAACUCCAAAUACCAUGAUAGUCGACACAGCUCCCAAAUAUGUUUACGUCAAAGAAGAAUUUGGGCAAAAACUGGCUACUCCACCAAUAAAACUGAAACCAGUGCAAAAAUAUGAAAACGAUAAUCACAUUCCAACCAAGCACCAGCCGCAUGAUCUGCAGCACUUACAGCCACAUCCCCCGGUCGUUGGCCAGGGACACAACGAACACUCAACGACAUACGUCGCCGCACCACAUCAGCCCAAUGCAUUAUCAGAUCCCAACGAACUGCCCGACAUACGGACGUCAUCACUGGCUGAAAUAUUGCACAAGUUACAGGAGAGCAAUCAUUUGCCGCAUACCUUGACGCCGGAAAACAUUGAUAAUUCCAUUAAAACCCUCAUUCGUAUAUUAAACAAUUUGAAGAAAACCCAAACGAUUGUGGCCAAUCCACCGCAACAUCAUGAAAAUUCUCCGUCCAUUUCGCCAGAUUAUGAUUAUGCAACGGGAAGUGAAGAGCAUGAACAUGGCCAUGGUGACGAGCAUCUAUCAGCACCCAUAGCAGCAAUUACACCGAACAAACACCCCGGACCAAGCACUGGAAGACCGGGUAUUGAUUAUCCCAACUACGCUGAAAUACCGCAGACGUCAUUUGACUGUUCUCAGCAGCGUUACAAGGGAUUUUUCGGAGACCCUGAAACGAAUUGUCAAGUAUGGCACUAUUGUGACCUGAAUGGUGGGAAGGCGUCGUUCCUUUGUCCGAAUGGAACGAUUUUUAGCCAGAUUGCACUGACCUGUGAUUGGUGGUUUAAUGUCAAAUGUGCAACAACUGCGCAAUUAUAUGUGCUCAACGAACGUUUGUACAAAUACAUUUUGCCAUUUACUCCGAAAUUCCCGGAAGACUAUAGUGGACCUUUGGUAGAUAAAUAUUUGGCUUUGAAAUUCCAAGAGAUGGAAGAGAAAAUGCGUCUCGAAAAAGAAAAGGCAUUGGAGGAAGCAGCUAAUGAACAUGAAAGUCAAGAGGAAGCCACGUCGGAAGACAGCAAGGAAGAUAAUAACAUCGAGGAAACGACAACUGAAAACGAAACAUCGAACACUCCAAAGGUAUCAAUAUUACAUAAACACGAAUCGGUCAACUCACAAGUAAGCGAACAAAGUUCGGAAAGAAAUCUUCUAAUCGAUGACGAGGUAGAUGAUAUAUCCAAACGCGGCUCAAUCGAUACAUUCGAAAGUACAACAAUAUCGAGCAUCUCAAAUAAAGAUUUGCCAUUAAGUCUAAGGCCGAUUGUGGUAUCGUCGACGGUGGAGCCUGAUUAUGAUGAAGAUGAACCUGAUCAACAACCACAACACCAGCAGGUUGAUGACAAUCCCAAAAAUGAUGACAAUCUAAGCAAAUCCGAUGCAAACGAACAAACAGUUCAAGAAAUAAUAGUUAAUAUACCGAAUAAAAAUGAACCCUCCACUUCGAACUCCAAAGCGGAACGCAUGAAAAUUACAGUAGAGAAAGUAAAUGUUAUAGAAAUUAAACCAGAUGGCGCCACUGGCCACUUAAUACGCGAAAUGAUAUUGAACAGUGAGAAGAAAUAA
This is a messenger RNA of Musca vetustissima, 3700 nucleotides long. RefSeq names its product dual specificity protein kinase splA. NCBI's taxonomy places the organism in Eukaryota, Metazoa, Arthropoda, Insecta, Diptera, Muscidae. The record is from RefSeq and is a predicted model, not a curated record. Gene Ontology annotation, molecular function: chitin binding. The coding region runs from base 5 to 3700 and encodes 1231 amino acids. Gene Ontology annotation, cellular component: extracellular region. The transcript has 9 exons.